GAUAGUGAAUGUAGGUGGUGGUGUGUUGGGGCUGGGACAGUUGUGUUGGAUGUUGAAUUGAAUUGAAGUAGGAUAUCCAUCCCGCCCCAGCAUAAAGUAAACCAGCAAUAUCCAGUGUGUGUCAUUGAUGCACAUUAUAGUUACAUAGUAAAUAAUUGCGAGAAUGUGUUGUGAUGUUCCUGUUUGUUGAUGAUAAAUUACUCACUCAGUGUAGAUGCUUUUUGGUAAAGUGUAUAUAGACAAAUUGGUGAGCCGGCAGGCAAGAUGGGCAAACUCUUGUCAAAAAUAUUUGGCAAUAAGGAGAUGCGCAUCCUUAUGCUGGGCUUAGACGCAGCUGGAAAAACUACAAUAUUGUAUAAACUUAAAUUUGGACAAAGUGUCACAACAAUACCGACAGUAGGAUUUAAUGUAGAAACAGUAACAUACAGAAACGUUAAGUUUAAUGUUUGGGACGUGGGCGGCCAAGAUAAAAUACGCCCGCUCUGGCGUCAUUAUUAUACCGGAACACAAGGACUUAUUUUUGUAGUAGAUUGUGCGGAUCGUGAUCGAAUUGACGAAGCCCGUCAAGAAUUGCAUCGAAUUAUCAACGACAGAGAAAUGCGUGACGCUAUUAUUUUAGUAUUUGCCAAUAAACAAGAUCUUCCAAAUGCUAUGAAGCCACACGAGAUACAGGAGAAAUUGGGUCUAACGAGAAUACGAGAUAGAAAUUGGUACGUGCAGCCCUCAUGUGCCACGACGGGGGAUGGACUCUACGAAGGCCUUACUUGGUUGACUAGUAAUCAUAAAUUAUGAAUAAUUAGUUAGUCUUUAUUCCUCGUGGUUUAUAAAACUAAACAAGAUAAAUAAUGAUAAAUAAUUUAAAUAAUAAGUUACAACUACAACAUUAACAUCAUAUACAAAACGCCUGCCAUGUGAUUUUACCUUACGCCAACAAUGUUGAGACUCAGCGGUUAUAAUAACGCGUAAAAAUAUAAUGAUUGUGAAUAGUGAUGUGAUGUGUGAUGUGCUGAUGUGAUGGCAUAACAUACAACAUUCAUACAUUCAUAUUACAUACUCGUCCGUCGCUGUGUGGAAGCUAACUUACGAACGUGAUGGAAUGUGAAUCUAAUGUACAAUGGCUUGUUUCAAUAAUAUAUGUAUAGAGAAGGAGAGUAAGAGUAAGAGAGAUAAAGAGGGAGAGCAAGGGAGAGAGUGGGCUGCUAGAUAGACAUCCCCAUUCAUACAGUAGUCUAUCGUUCAACAAUCACCCGCCAAUGUCUCUCUUAUCAAAAUUACCGGUUCUAUCUCUUAUUAUUAUUAUUUUUUAUUUUAUUAUUUCGUUGUAUAAUUGUACCCGAGGUUUAUCAUAGAAAAUUAUUUUUGUUCAAACAAAAUAAUUAUAUAUAUAUAUAUUAAAUUUAAAAGAAAUUAAAUUAAAUCGUAAAAGAGUUUGUAAAAUCUGACAGUUUAUUUGGGUGUGAAUUUGUUUUUGUUAAUUGUAGAGCAGAUUGAGAAAUUUUUGCAAUAUUGAUUAUUUGAAACUUACGCAGAUCCAAUUUAUUUGAAAAAAAAAAAAAAAAAAAAAAAAAAAAAAUUCAAUAUUUUUUUACUAUUAUUAUUUAAAUUAAAUUGGCGGUACUUGUAAUUUUAAAAAUAUAUUAUGUUCACAAGCUUGAGCCAGUAAAAAAGUAAACAAAAAUUUAUUAUAUAUUAUAAAUAUUGAUAUUGAUUAAAUUGCGAUAAUAUUAUUGAUUAUUUUAAAAAAAUAAAUCAGCAAGAGCUUUGUUCAGCGUUUAAAUUAGUAACAAUGAGAUGUAAAAAUUUAUUGCUUAUUGCAAACGUUUAUUACGUUAUAGUUUUAAGUAAUAAUUAUUAAAAAUCACUUAAAGCAAUUUAAAUAAAUACCACACUGGAAUUUAUUUAUUUAAUAAUUAAAUAAUAUAUGAUGAAAUAAAAUAAAAUAAUAAUUGUGGCUUAUGUCAGUUAAUUUAUAAUAAUAAUAAUAAUAAAUUUAAGUAAAAUGAUGUAUCGCCACGAAAUUUAAUUUAUUAAGAUUCAAAUAUAAUAAAAUUAUUAAGCUUAAAAAUUGAAAUAGUUUUUUUAUAAAAUAAUAAAUAAAAAUAAAGUACAACAGCGACGAUUUAGUUGUAAUGGUCAAAAAAUUUCUGCAAAUAAUUGAACUUACUUAUUAUUAUUAUUAUUAUUAUAAUUAUUAUUAUGUCUAACGCUCAAGAUGUUUUAUUUGCUAAAAAUAUUAAGUAUUUUUUAAUUCAAUUGUCAGCAGAAUUUUUUUCCCACUUUAUUUUUUUUUUUACAUGUAACAGCAUAAAAUAAUUAUCGAGCACAUGAGCAAAAUCACAAGCGACGUUAAAUGAGCAUAAUAAAAAAAAAUAUUUUAUUAAUAUUAUUAUUAUUACAAUUAUUUUUGAUCAAUAUAUGAGUGUUCAUAUUAAGUAGGAAUUAAAUAAAUUAAAUUAUAUAGGGAGUGGAUACGUAUCUUCUUUGAUGUUGCCAAAGCAACGUUGCAAUUGCAUUCCGUAGUAUAAAAAACAUUUUAAAAAAAUCAUUUUUAGACAUCUAAAAUAUUCACUGGUUUAUAAAAAUAAUUCCAAUAUUUUUUACUAUUACUAAAAUAAUUAUUAUUAAAAUACUUGUUGCCAAUUUAAAUAAAAAAAAAAAAAAAAAAAAAAAAAACAAAGUUGUGCUUUUGUGAACAAACCGUACAAUUAUAAAUGUUCCGACUAAUAGUUUUACAAAGAAUUAAUAAAACUAAUUAAUAAUAUUUUGUAACUAACAAUUCAGUAUUGCUUCUUAAAUUAGUCGACAGUCAACUAAUUAUGAAGUAAAUGGAAAUAAUCCAUUUUUGUGGUCAAUUUAUACGAUCCCUCAAUAUUAUAUAUAUAUAUAUUAUAUAAUAUAAUUAAAAAAAAAAAAAAACAGGUGUACUGUAUAGAAAUGACUGAAAAAUUAUCAUUAUAUUGAAUGUAAAUUUUAUUUUAAUUCACAGUGUGUACUUUAAAAAAGUAACCCGUCGAAAAUUAUUUUUUUUCGUAAUAUAACACUUUUAUUAUUAUUAUUAUUAUUAUUAUUAUAAAUAUUAUUAUUAUUAUUAUUACUAUUAUUAUUAAUAUACAUAUAUCUUUCUACUCAUGUUUUAUUUUUCUCACAUACUCAUCGUUUCUUUUUUACUUCACUAAAAAAUCAUAAAUCAAUAAUAGACGGACCAUCGUGUGUUAUAUGUAAUCGCGAUAUUUAAUGUCACUAUUUUCGAUAAAUCAAUGAAAAAAAAAAGUAAGAAUAAACAAAAAAUUUUUAAAUUA
This is a messenger RNA of Microplitis demolitor, 3299 nucleotides long. It is a transcript of the gene Arf51F, whose product is annotated as ADP-ribosylation factor 6. NCBI's taxonomy places the organism in Eukaryota, Metazoa, Arthropoda, Insecta, Hymenoptera, Braconidae. Bases 265 to 792 code for a protein of 175 amino acids. The transcript is spliced from 5 exons. Gene Ontology annotation, molecular function: GTP binding; GTPase activity. The record is from RefSeq and is a predicted model, not a curated record. Gene Ontology annotation, cellular component: cytoplasm. Gene Ontology annotation, biological process: intracellular protein transport; vesicle-mediated transport.